AUGAAGGUUUUCCUCCUCACCAUUGCUGCAGUGCAGAUUGUCCACUGCUCAGGAAAACCAAGCCCGAAAGAUGCUCUGAGAGCGUCUGUUCUAAAACUGAACCGAAUCACUGAGACCAGCAAUCUGUGCGGGAUAACCAGGAGAAGAGUGAAGGAUAUUUACCGCACAGGAAAAUUGUCAUACAACGUGGAUUUAACCUUCUCCGUGAAAGAAACAGUCUGCUCCAAGAAUUCUGGACUGGAAUUUGAUGACCCCAGCUGCCGCUUCCAUCCCAAAAAGGCCGCAGCAAGAGGAUUUUGCAAGAGCCACGUUGAAUAUUUUGCUGAUGAAGUUGUUGACGUUGAUGUGGAGUGUCGAGGAUUGAAGACAUUUGACAGCAGAAGUGGAUCUUUCGAGUCCAGUGAAAACAGCAUCGAGGUGAAAAUGAGAAGAACUCCACGUCCAAGAGUCUACAAACGUGUCAAACAAAUCAAAAGACUGGUCACUGCGGGAGGCUUCAAACGUGAGUAUAAACUGGGACUUAGUGCCAAGAAUAGUCUCUCGGUCAUGAUCAUCAAUAACAAUAAAAUAUUGAACUAA
Messenger RNA from Stegostoma tigrinum, 579 nucleotides. Its product is annotated as secreted phosphoprotein 24-like. NCBI's taxonomy places the organism in Eukaryota, Metazoa, Chordata, Chondrichthyes, Orectolobiformes, Stegostomatidae. The transcript is spliced from 6 exons. The record is from RefSeq and is a predicted model, not a curated record. Gene Ontology annotation, cellular component: extracellular region. Gene Ontology annotation, biological process: bone remodeling. Bases 1 to 579 code for a protein of 192 amino acids.